AUGAAUGUUAUUCCGAAACUAUGUGAUGUGACUGUUUUAUUGUUAUCAAUAUUGUGCCUACGUGAAUGCACAGAAAAAUUUCUACAUGAUGUAGACCGAAAGUAUCAUCUAGUCUCUGAGACGUAUCAGGUAGCAAAGGACUUAUUCAACCAAGGCCGAGCCAAUUACAACAGAUUAAAAAAUAUAUCGCUCAUCACCCUGGAUACAUUUUUGGAUCUCGUGAAAAUAAUGAAUGAUGAAAUGGCGCGUGACUUGAGAAGCGCAGUUGUUAAAUAUUACAAGAUAAAAUAUUUCUAUGAUUUCACGAACUAUGUUAUAUCUUUGGAUGAGAUGAUAGAAAUAACGGAACACUGCCUAGCAGACCCUGUCGAGAAACUGCAACAGAUCCGCGAUCAGUUCCAUCAGGUGAUAAAAAAUUUUGAAGAUGUACGACAUUUUGAUACUGUCAAUAAUUGUCGUAAAGAAUUACCUGAUGAGGUGGCAGCAGCUCAUUGCAUAUUACAUCAAGCUGUGCUUUUCAAUGAAACAAUGCAAGAGAGUCUCGUCACGAUAGUGGAAAUAAAGACUCGACAACACGCCCAAGAAAUGAAUCACUCCCUCUACAAUGUUCAGACAUGCUUCGGCGACUUUGUCCCCAAGUUCUUUGAACAGCUCCUCCUGAAUUCCUACACGAACAACUGCCAAUAUUUAAGGGUGGUGAAUGCAUCUAUAGCAGAUCUCGUGAAAGACAAACGGAAGAACAAUAAUACUGUUUUCCCUAAGAAAUGGGGUCCAUUAGUGAAGUUGUUAAAAGAGAGGACGAAAAGCCAGCAGAGACUCCAAGAGCCAUUAUUCAUAACACUAUUCGCGGCAAACUUAUCUUCGCAUGAUGUACUGAAAACUUUAUAUUAA
Messenger RNA from Achroia grisella, 891 nucleotides. RefSeq lists its product as uncharacterized. Bases 1 to 891 code for a protein of 296 amino acids. The record is from RefSeq and is a predicted model, not a curated record. Lineage: Eukaryota; Metazoa; Arthropoda; Insecta; Lepidoptera; Pyralidae. The transcript has 5 exons.